UCAGUUGUACUAGUUUCCUAUAGUUUGGCAACUGGUUCAGAGUCUUGUUUUUCUUCAGAAGCGUUGAACUCAACUAAGUUUCUCAUAAAAACUAGGUUUACUUUAUCUCUGGUCCAUGCAACCCCAACGCUAUCACCAACAAUAGUAGCUUUCCAUUUUUACCCCAACAAUGGUGUCGGAUUCCGUAUUGGUUGAUCGCCUCCGGGAAAUUCUCAAAGUUUCCGACCUUGAAACUACCACCGCCGGCAGCGUUCGUCGGAAGCUUGAGGAGGAAUUCGGGGUUGACUUAAAUGACAGAAAAGCCUUUAUCAGAGACCAAAUCGACCUUUUCCUUCGAACCCAUGUUGAGGAAACCCCAAACGACGACGUACAAGAAGUAGAAGAAGAAGAAGAACAAGAAACAGAGAAUGUGAAGGAAGAGGAAAAUGAUGAUUCUUGCUCCCAAGAAGAAGAGAAUGAGAGUGAUACAGGGGCAAAGGAGAAAGCCCGUAGGUCUGAGAAAAUGAAUGGAGAAGCAAAGAAAAAAGGGGGCUUUAACAAGCCAUGUGCACUUUCUCCACAGCUUCAGAAACUGGUUGGCCAGUCCGAACUUGGCAGACCAGAGGUCGUUAAGAAGAUUUGGGCCUAUAUCCGGGAGAAGAAUUUACAAAACCCACAGAACAAGCGUAAAAUUUUAUGUGAUGAAGUUUUGAGUGAAAUUUUUCGGGCCAAAACAGUCGACAUGUUCCAGAUGAACAAGGUGCUAUCCAAGCACAUUUGGCCCAUAGAUGAGGAAGAUGCCAGUCAAGUCAAAUCCUCUGUGAAGAAAAGGCUACCGAAACAAGGAAGAGAAGAAGCUUUAGAUGAGCCAAAGCAGAAAGAGAAAAGGCAGAAAGGGGGAGGAUCUGGUUUUCUUGCUCCAGUUCGGUUAUCAGAUGCCCUUGUAAAAUUCUUCGGUAUUGGUGAAAAUGCAUUAACUCGAGCUGAUGUUAUCAAGCGAAUAUGGCAGUAUAUAAAAGAAAAUGAGCUGCAGGAUCCAUCUGAUAAGAAGACAAUCAUCUGCGAUGAAAGGUUAAAAGAACUAUUUCAAGUUGAUUCCUUCCAUGGCUUCACAGUUACAAAGCUCUUGACUGCUCAUUUUAUCAAAAGAGAAGACUGAUGUUGGAAUUGCAAUUGGGGUAAUUUUUCUUCUCUUUGGCCCUGUUAGUGGUUACUGCUUCUCUGUCUUGGUUCCUGUGGCUUUUAGGCAGAUUCUGCGUAAAAGCCACAGGAAGAUGAUACAAUUGAACUAGAAUAGGAUCUUGAAUGUUACUGGAUCAGAUUAUCAACUAAGAUCAUCCGGAGUCGGUCUCCAGGGGAUAAGAAAGGCAAAAAGAUAAAAUGAAGAAAACAAAUUUGUUAUAUUCUUACUCCUGCUUAGAUGUUCUUAGGGAUUGGUGUCUUAUAUUUUUAAAGUACUAACAGUCACACGAAAUUUCGUUUCUCCCUCUCUCUUGGC
Molecule: messenger RNA, 1477 nt
Organism: Nicotiana attenuata
Lineage: Eukaryota; Viridiplantae; Streptophyta; Magnoliopsida; Solanales; Solanaceae
Product: upstream activation factor subunit spp27
Exons: 6
Coding region: 170-1138 (322 amino acids)
Cellular component (GO): nucleus
Source: RefSeq, a predicted model, not a curated record